Molecule: messenger RNA, 3246 nt
Organism: Penicillium canariense
Lineage: Eukaryota; Fungi; Ascomycota; Eurotiomycetes; Eurotiales; Aspergillaceae
Product: ATP-dependent RNA helicase MTR4
Exons: 3
Coding region: 1-3246 (1081 amino acids)
Biological process (GO): RNA catabolic process; maturation of 5.8S rRNA
Cellular component (GO): nucleus
Molecular function (GO): RNA binding; ATP binding; RNA helicase activity
Source: RefSeq, a predicted model, not a curated record
AUGGACGAGCUCUUUGAUGUUUUUGAGGACCAGCCUCAAACGGCAAACCCCUCCGGCGGCGCGCCCAAGCGCCCCAAGAAGGAGAAGAAAGACAAGAGCAAGAAGCGUGCAGCCAAUGGCGAUGUGAAGAAUGGGGCUACACCAACAGAUGCGAUGGAGGACUUGAGUCUUACAAAUAUACCCGCCGUCGAAAAAGUGACCUCGGAAGCUGAAGAACCCGCGGCUGGCAAUGGACAGCCCGAGACCAAGCGCCUUCGACUCGACGAGGCACCCCAACCUAUUGUCGCAGAUUCUUUUGAGACGGAACAAGAGCAGGAAAUUGCGGCGUCCGCUGGCUUGCAGAGCAGCCAGAACCCAACAUCCAUCGUGGUAUCUCACCAAGUGCGCCACCAAGUUUCGAUCCCUCCAAAUUAUCCUUACGUGCCUCUCUCCGAACACAAACAACCUGAGGAACCCGCGAAGACAUACCCGUUCAAACUCGAUCCUUUCCAGCAGCUUGCGGUCAACGCAAUCCAGAGAGAGGAAAGUGUGCUAGUUUCAGCGCAUACUAGCGCCGGAAAAACUGUUGUCGCAGAAUAUGCUAUUGCACAAAGUUUGAAGAGGAACCAAAGAGUGAUCUACACUAGUCCGAUCAAGGCUCUGAGCAACCAAAAAUACCGUGAAUUUGCGGCAGAAUUUGGCGACGUUGGCCUCAUGACGGGAGAUGUAACCAUCAAUCCCACUGCUACCUGUCUCGUCAUGACCACGGAGAUUCUUCGGUCGAUGCUGUAUCGCGGUUCCGAAGUCAUGCGUGAAGUUGGAUGGGUUAUCUUCGACGAGAUUCACUAUAUGCGCGACCCGAAUCGUGGUGUCGUCUGGGAGGAAACUAUCAUCCUUCUUCCCGAUAAGGUCCGAUACGUUUUCCUGUCGGCUACCAUUCCCAACGCCAUUCAGUUCGCCGAAUGGAUUGUCAAAAUGCACAACCAGCCUUGUCAUGUUGUCUACACCAACUACCGUCCGACCCCUCUCCAGCACUAUUUCUUUCCUGCCGGUGCGGACGGAAUUCACUUGGUCGUGGAUGAGAAGGGUGUGUUUCGUGAGGAAAACUUCCAAAAAGCUAUGGGUUCCAUUGCAGACAAAAAGGGUGAUGACCCGGCUGAUGCAUUGGCUAAGCGGAAAGGCAAGGGCAAGGAUAAGUCACUCAACAAGGGUGGCAACAAGGGCCCGUCCGACGUCUUCAAGAUUGUGAAGAUGAUCAUGAUGAAGAGCUACAAUCCUGUAAUCGUCUUCAGCUUCAGCAAGCGAGAGUGUGAGAACGGUGCGCUCCAGAUGAAGAAUCUGGCAUUCAAUGAUGAUUCUGAGAAGGAGAUGGUUCAAAAGGUUUUUGACAGCGCCAUCGAGAUGUUAUCACCAGAAGACCGGGCUUUACCUCAGAUCCAGAAUCUUUUGCCCCUACUGCGCAGAGGUGUCGGUGUCCACCACUCUGGCCUGCUCCCCAUUCUCAAGGAGACCAUUGAGAUUCUUUUCCAAGAAGGUCUCAUCAAGGUUCUCUUUGCCACCGAGACUUUCUCCAUUGGUCUCAACAUGCCUGCGAAGACUGUGGUCUUCACCAGCGUUCGCAAGUUCGAUGGAACCAGUCAGCGCUGGGUUACACCAUCUGAAUUCAUCCAGAUGUCUGGCCGAGCCGGCCGAAGAGGUCUUGAUGAGCGUGGUAUCGUGAUCAUGAUGGUUGGUGAGGAAAUGGACCCUGCGGUUGCCAAGGAGAUUGUUCGCGGUGAGCAGGACCGACUGAACUCGGCCUUUCAUCUCGGAUACAACAUGAUUCUCAACCUGAUGCGAGUGGAGGGCAUUUCUCCAGAGUUCAUGCUUGAGAGAUGCUUCAAACAGUUCCAGAAUACCGGAAGCGUUGCGGCCAUGGAAAAUGAGCUUCGUGAGAUGGAGGAGACAAAGGCCAACAUGAGAAUCCCCGACGAGGGAACUAUCAGGGAAUAUUACGACCUGCGCAAGCAACUGGAUACUUUCUCUGACGAUGUUCGCGCCGUUUUCACCCACCCGAACCACUGCCGGCCUUUCUUGCAGCCCGGGCGUCUGGUUCGCAUCAAGUACCAAGGCCAAGACUUCGGUUGGGGUGUCGUAGUUAAGCACUCGCAGCGCAAGCCUGCAAAGAACUCGACGGAGGAAAUCGAGCCACACAAAGCGUGGAUUGUCGACGUCUUGCUGAAGCUUGCGGACGGCGCGUCUGUUGGCACCAAGAAUUUUCAAGAUUUCCCGCCGGGUGUACUACCAGCUAAGGAGGGAGAAAAGUGCCGAUUUGAAGUUGUGCCGGUGGUUCUCAGCUGUAUACAUGCCAUCGCACACAUUCGCAUCUUCCUCCCGAACGACAUCACAUCGACUGACGCACGGAACGGGGUGAAGAAGUCCUUGGAUGAAGUGCAGCGACGAUUCCCUGAUGGCGUUGCAGUCCUCGAUCCCGUCGAGAACAUGGGUAUCAAGGAUGAUUCGUUCAAGAAGCUGCUACGGAAAAUCGAAGUCCUCGAGUCUCGCCUGCUGGGCAACCCGUUGCACAAUUCUCCACGGUUGCCGGAGCUAUACGACCAAUACGUCGCGAAGGUCAACCUGGGCAAUGAUAUCAAGGCGACCAAGAAGAAGAUCUCCGAUGCCAUGUCAAUUAUGCAUCUUGACGAGCUGAAGUGCCGCAAGCGUGUGCUCCGCCGCUUUGGCUUCAUUAACGAGGCAGAGGUGGUGCAGCUGAAGGCCCGAGUGGCCUGUGAAAUCAGCACUGGUGACGAACUCAUGCUGGCCGAGUUACUAUUCAACGGUUUCUUCAACAACCUCACUCCCGAGCAGGUGGCAUCUGUCAUCAGUGUGUUCGUGUUCGAAGAGAAGGUCAAGGAGGCCCCGCCUUUGAGCAACGAUGCGCUUGCGAAACCUCUGAAGGAGAUCCAAGCGCAGGCCCGAAUCAUCGCCAAGGUCUCCCAGGAGUCCAAGAUGGCCGUCAAUGAGGAUGAAUUCGUGCAGAGCUUCCAUUGGGAGCUGAUGGAGGUGAUCUAUGACUGGGCAAACGGCAAGUCCUUUGCCGACAUCUGUCAUAUGACCGAUGUCUAUGAGGGCAGCUUGAUCCGUGUUUUCCGGCGGCUGGAGGAGUGCCUGCGUCAGAUGGCGCAGGCCGCCAAGGUGAUGGGUAGCGAAGACCUAGAGAGCAAGUUCGAGACGGCACUGACCAAGGUGCGCCGUGACAUUGUGGCUGCUCAGUCGCUGUAUCUGUAA